This is a messenger RNA of Bemisia tabaci, 905 nucleotides long. RefSeq names its product vacuolar protein sorting 25 (gene Vps25). Gene Ontology annotation, biological process: protein transport to vacuole involved in ubiquitin-dependent protein catabolic process via the multivesicular body sorting pathway. The record is from RefSeq and is a predicted model, not a curated record. NCBI's taxonomy places the organism in Eukaryota, Metazoa, Arthropoda, Insecta, Hemiptera, Aleyrodidae. Gene Ontology annotation, molecular function: protein homodimerization activity; structural molecule activity. Gene Ontology annotation, cellular component: ESCRT II complex.
UUUUUCAUUAGUGACUGCUGUCAUAAUAAAAUUAAGUUUUAUCCACACCGUCGCUUUAAUUUUUAUUUAAUUUUUAAUUUUUUACAGCGCAGUGAGUUGUCAAUGCAGAAUAGUUCAAUUAUUCUACUACCACGCUCCUUAUUUUCGUGCCUCAAGCUCCAGCGGAGUGCUAGUAUCAAUCGAGUAAGAUGCAUCUCGCAGACUGUUAAUUAAAUUUUUCUCCUCGAGUCCUCAACUUUGAGGAGUUACUCAAAUGGUAGUUCAGAAAAACCAAAAACAUGGCUGAAAUUAAUUGGCCCUGGCAGUAUAAUUUCCCUCCAUUUUUCACGAUACAACCAAACAAGGAGACGCAGAAGUUACAAUUGGAUGCUUGGAAGAGUCUUGUUCUUGACUAUUGUAGAUCAACAAAACAAUGUGUUAUUGAUGUUCGGGAAGCAAACAACUCGCCUGUUUUUCACAAUGCUGCCAUCUCCAGAAAACUACCUCCCGAGGGAAUACUAUUGGUGCUAGAGGAAUUAGCUGCUUCCGGCAAUGCGGAGCCUUUAGAUAAAACCAAAACUAGGUGGUUCAUUUUCUGGCGGACACUGCAAGAAUUAGCAUCAAUAAUCCACACUUGGGCAAAGGAUAAUGGCUUUACUAACACAGUGUGCACUUUUUAUGAGCUUACGAAUACCCCAGAUCAAGAAUUCUCAGGUAUUGAUGAAGAUGUUUUGCAAAAAGCCCUUAAAGAACUGGAAAAGCAAGGAAAAGCCGAAGUGAUCCUAAGCCCAGAAAUUAAUGGUGUCAAGUUUUUCUAAACUCAACGGAGUUAUGUAUUAUAUUUUGUGAUAAGUGCUUCUAUCUCUCUCUUUUUUUGUUUUUUUAAGAAUUUAUUGAUAAUAAAAAUUUGAUGAAAUAUAUCGAAA